Molecule: messenger RNA, 1680 nt
Organism: Lampris incognitus (smalleye Pacific opah)
Lineage: Eukaryota; Metazoa; Chordata; Actinopteri; Lampriformes; Lampridae
Gene: syt10
Product: synaptotagmin X
Exons: 7
Coding region: 1-1680 (559 amino acids)
Biological process (GO): regulation of calcium ion-dependent exocytosis; calcium-ion regulated exocytosis; regulation of dopamine secretion
Cellular component (GO): membrane
Molecular function (GO): phosphatidylserine binding; calcium-dependent phospholipid binding; calcium ion binding
Source: RefSeq, a predicted model, not a curated record
AUGAACCGCCGCCCCGCAGGCUCCUCUGACGCGCAAUGGCUUAACCGGAGAGCCAUGAGCGCCCGGACGGAGGACAGCGUCAGCCUGUGCCAGAGGGCUCUGCAGAUCAUCACGGAGCUCUGCGUGACGGGCCACGUAGACCGGGAGAAAUGCUCGGACAUCUUCCCGCUGGAAAGCAACAUACCAGGUAAAGGACGCGCAGAUAUCUCUAUUAGUCUCCUUGCUGUGGUCGUGGGUUUCUGUGGCCUCGCCCUGUUGGUAGUCUCUCUCUUUGUCUUUUGGAAGCUGUGCUGGCCCAUUUGGAGGAGAAAGGCUCUCUCAACCCACACUGAAAAUGGCCUCCACAUCGGUCUCCCCGAGGCACCGCCGGCCAAUCCUCCACCCGAGGCCAAAGUGGUGGAGAAGAAACCACCGCCAGAGGUGAAGGUGAAUGUACAGAGCUCUGUGAAGCUGCUGGAGGCGGCCAUGAAGAUCAGCCAGACGUCUCCAGACAUCCCGGCCGAGGUCCAGAUGACCCUGAGGGAGAAGCUCAGCCAGCAGGCCAAGAUCCAGAGGCAGACCACCGAGCCGACUUCAUCUUCUAGGCACAAUUCAUUCCGGCGCCACCUGCCCCGUCAGAUGAACGUCACCAGCGUUGACUUCAGCAUGGACUCGCUGCCUAUCCGCCAGUCUUCUGCGGUGAACAUCGGAAGAAUUAAACCGGAACUUUACAAACAGAAGUCCGUAGACUCAGAGGACGGGGCCAAAGAGCCUGUGGAGACGUGCGGGAAGCUCAGCUUUGCCUUGCGCUACGACUACGAGGAGCAGGCCUUGGUGGUGAAGAUCCUCAAGGCCUUAGACCUGCCCGCCAAGGACUUAACAGGCACCUCUGACCCGUAUGUGAAGAUCUACCUGCUACCGGAGAGGAAGAAGAAAUUCCAGACACGUGUCCACUGCAAGAAUUUAAAUCCCACAUUCGAUGAGACCUUCUGUUUCCCCGUCACAUACGAUGAGCUGUGCAAUCGCAAGUUACACUUCAGUGUGUACGACUUUGACCGCUUCACCAGCCACGACAUGAUAGGGGAGGUGGUGGUGGACAACCUCUUCGAGCUCUCUGACCUUUCCAGGGAGGCAGUGGUGUGGAAGGACAUUCACGCAGCAAUGACGGAGAGUGUGGACCUAGGAGAAAUCAUGUACUCGCUGUGCUACCUGCCCACAGCGGGGAGAAUGACCCUAACAGUCAUCAAAUGCAGGAACCUCAAAGCCAUGGACAUCACAGGCUCUUCAGACCCCUAUGUGAAGGUUUCUCUGAUAUGUGACGGACGGAGGUUAAAGAAGCGAAAAACAACCACCAAGAAAAGCACCCUCAACCCAGUGUACAAUGAGGCCAUCAUCUUUGACAUUCCUCCGGAGAAUGUGGAGCAAGUCAGUCUUUCCAUCAUGGUGAUGGACUAUGACCGCGUUGGACACAACGAGGUGAUUGGCGUAUGUCGCAGUGGGCCAGAUGCCGAGGGUCUUGGACGAGAUCACUGGAACGAAAUGUUGGCUUACCCACGCAAGCCCAUCACACACUGGCACGUUCUGGGAGAGGUAAAGACCUCUGGGGUUUUGUGUUGUGUUUACUUGCAGUGGCCCGGAAGAGCGGCGAGUUUUGAGAGUCAAGGGUCCUGUCCUUCACCCAAACCCCCGCAGACUCCCUGA